Leptopilina heterotoma is the source of this 1807-nucleotide messenger RNA. Its product is annotated as cytochrome P450 3A19-like. The record is from RefSeq and is a predicted model, not a curated record. Gene Ontology annotation, molecular function: oxidoreductase activity, acting on paired donors, with incorporation or reduction of molecular oxygen; iron ion binding; monooxygenase activity. Lineage: Eukaryota; Metazoa; Arthropoda; Insecta; Hymenoptera; Figitidae. The coding region runs from base 356 to 1213 and encodes 285 amino acids. The transcript is spliced from 10 exons.
UUACUCGUUCUCUUUGUAUCACAUUCGGAAGCAAACUUUUCACUUUUAUAUUUAUUUUUACAAUAAGUGUCUUAUUAAUUGGUAAUUUUUUUGCUUUUAAUUUAUUCUGUAGUUUACUGGCUUUUUAUUUUAAAUACUUUUAGGUUUCAAAUGUGGUAGCACUAAUGAACAGACUGACAUACUCGUAUCCAUCGAUAUAUAGAUUGUGGUUAGGAAACAAUUUAAUAGUCAAUAUUUCCGAUCCAGAACUUCUUAAAAUUUUCCUCUAUGACAGUAAUGCUUUAGAAAAAUCAAAAAUCUAUAAAGUUUUUGAACCAUUGUUAGGCAAAGGGAUAUUUACGGCAACGGGUAUAAUAUGUGUGAUGAUGAAAUAUCGAAAUUCGCUGAAUUAACAACAAGAUCUGUCACACUUAUAAAGAAAAGAAUAAAUAAUAUUUUGUUAUUACCAGAUUCUAUUUUUAACCUUACACAAUUAUCCAGAGAGACAUAUAAAAAUGCUACGUCAGCAAAAAAUAUGCUAAAUACGAUCAUUCAAAGGCGAAGAACAAUUCUGAAAACUAUGGAUAAGAAAGAUGAAAAUUGUAAUGAAACACUUCUGGAUAUAUUAAUAGAGCAAUGUGAUCAUACAAACUCAAUCACCGAUCAAGAUGUGACACAGGCAAUCACUGCAAUAAUUUUUGGGACAAGGAUACACGAAGAACUUUAUAGGAUUUGUGGACAUACGGAUCCUACUGAUUAUCCAGUUAAUGCUAGCGAUCUAAUUAAAAUGGAAUAUUUAUCGAGAGUGAUCAAAGAGACAUUACGAUACUUUCCGAUCGCUCCACAUAUUAGUCGAACUGUCACAAAUGAUCUCAAAAUUAAACAAUACACUAUACCAAAAGGGGCAAAUGUAUUUAUCUCAAUUAUGCAAGUUCAUAAAAAUAAAGAAUUUUGGCCUGAACCAAAAAAAUUUGAUCCUGAUAGAUUUCUUCCUGACGAAAUCUCAAAACGACCUUCAUGCUGUUACUUACCUUUCAGUAUGGGUUCAAGAAGUUGUGUAGGUUUCAGAUUUGCCGAAAUGGCAUUGAAGAUUGUUAUUUCCUCUAUUCUUCGAAAAUAUGUUUUGUCAUGUGAUAAAACCAUACCGUUAGACCAGGUAAAAUUGGAUUAUAGAGUUUUCACACAUCCACGUGAACCAAUUAAAAUCAAACUGAGAAAGUUAAAAACAAAAUGAUUUUUUAAAGUAAAUGAAACUUUUGUUUAAUGGCUAUGGAUAUGGUUAAAUGGUGAAACGAUUAAAAUAGUUAUUUAUGUUAUAAUAUAUAUGCUAAAUAGUUUCUUAGGAUUGUGUUGCGUGGUGAUCAUGAAUCCAAGCAUUUUAUCUAUCAACAUGGAGAAAAAAGGAUAAUUAAAAUCACCCAGUUGAAAAAGUUGACAGUCUUCGGUUUAAAAAUUAAACCUUUUUACUCCGUAAACUAUUAUAAAAAAAUAGUAUUGCUAGAUUUGUACUUGUAUUCCUUGAAACUAAUAUUAAAAUUGUUAAUCGAAUUGUAUCUUUUAUCAUUGUUAUGUGUGGCACGAAAAUAUAAAAGAUUAUUAGCAACUGGUCUCUCACAUAAAUUCUUGUUGCGAUUAAAAAAAUCUUGGCUUCGAAGAGUUUAAUUCGACAAGCAUAUAAAUAAGUUACAAAUCAUUAUAAAAAGAUACUUCUUUACAUUCAUUUACACUAUUGUCGUUUUAUAUAAUAACUUAAAUUAUAAUGUAAAGUAGAAUAAAUAUAAGUUACAAUAUAGCAGGUUAAGGGAAGUUCAUAAUGUAUAAAAAAUAA